UGAAGGCUCUCACUCAUCGAGGAGGAGGAAUUGUACCGACUGCUAUCAAGGACACGAUGAACAACUCUUGCAUCAGCUUUGACUUUACAGGAAAAUUCCUGCCACCUGUCUACAUUUUAGUAUUCAUCACUGGCAUGGUGGCUAACGGACUGGGAUUGAGGUCGGUGCUGCAGAAAUGGGAGAAACUGGGGAAUGUCUCUGUUUUCAUUUUCAACCUUGGACUUGCAGACAUUUUGUAUUUGCUCACACUCCCUUUUCUGAUGGUGUACUACUUCAAGGGUGAUCAGUGGAUCUUUGGAGAAGCCUUUUGCAAGACAACAAGAUUCUUCUUCAACCUGAAUUUAUACGGCAGCAUUGGAUUCCUCACCUGUAUCAGUGUGUACAGGUACUUGGCUAUUGUCCAUCCAAUGAGGAUGAUGGGGAGAAUAACUGUGACUCAUUCUGUGGCUAUCUCAGUCAUGGUCUGGCUGUUGGUGAGUGUUCAAAGUCUUCCAGACAUGUUCGUCCCCAAAUCACCCAUAAACAAUACUAAGAAGUGUUUUGAUACCACCUCUGAAAAGUACAUUGAAGAUUAUCUGAAAUACAGUUUGGGAUGGACACUCACUGGAUUUUGCAUCCCCCUGUUCAUCACCCUCAGCUGCUAUGGACAUAUGAUUGCUGUUCUCUGCCACAAUGAUAACAUUGAUGAAGUACUGAAACAAAGAAGCUUAAAGUUGUUAUUCAUCUUGAUUCUUCUGUUCUCUGUUUGUUACAUCCCCUAUCAUAUAUUAAAAAAUCUCAACCUCUUGUCAAGACUAAGCGUAAUCAAGGGGACAUGUCAUAAAUGGUCUAAUGGAGUCUAUAUUGGUCAUCAGAUAAGCCGUGGCCUUGUGUGUCUGAACAGUGCGCUCAAUCCUCUAGUUUACCUGCAUGUAAGUGAAGAUGUUUGUUCUCAGCUCAGACAGCUACUCCAACAAGCUCGCCAAGCUGUCACUAGUCUGUACACCUCUAACCUCACGGAUACUUGAAAUGUGCCGAUGAACAUGAGGAGUACGCCUCAUCUGAGACUCAUCUGAGACUUUUGUAAGAAACACAAAAAUGUUGCUUUUUACUAAAAAGCAAAAAUAAUACUUAAAAAAUACUUGAAAGACGAGUUAUUGCAUUUGUGAUGUAGUUGCAUGGUGUCAUGCAUGGGAGGUUUGCAGCUUGAAUGUGUGAAAACAAACAGGAUAUGAUGCUGCAUGCUUCACUGCUGAUAGAAGGUUAAUGUUAACAGCAUAUCACAUGUAUGUACACACGCUGAAAGUCAAUUUUGAUUAUGUUGUAUAUACUGUAUAUCUAUACUUUGAGCAUUUGAAUUCAAGCCUCCUCAUUGUUGUUCUGCUGUCUAACUAUAAUUAAAUGAUUUUUAUUCAGAUUUCCCUUAUUUUUGAUAGUAAGUGCAUAGUGGAUGCUUUCUGUCUUUUUAUUUAUUUUUCAGUAAAAUAAACUGUUUUG
Messenger RNA from Maylandia zebra (zebra mbuna), 1476 nucleotides. RefSeq names its product P2Y purinoceptor 1. Gene Ontology annotation, cellular component: membrane. Gene Ontology annotation, biological process: G protein-coupled receptor signaling pathway. Lineage: Eukaryota; Metazoa; Chordata; Actinopteri; Cichliformes; Cichlidae. Gene Ontology annotation, molecular function: neuropeptide receptor activity. The record is from RefSeq and is a predicted model, not a curated record.